Kluyveromyces lactis is the source of this 927-nucleotide messenger RNA. RefSeq names its product urate oxidase. The transcript has a single exon. NCBI's taxonomy places the organism in Eukaryota, Fungi, Ascomycota, Saccharomycetes, Saccharomycetales, Saccharomycetaceae. Gene Ontology annotation, molecular function: urate oxidase activity. The coding region runs from base 1 to 927 and encodes 308 amino acids. The record is from RefSeq and is a predicted model, not a curated record. Gene Ontology annotation, biological process: urate catabolic process; purine nucleobase catabolic process. Gene Ontology annotation, cellular component: peroxisome.
AUGUCAACCUACUCAUACUUAGCUGAUUCCACCUACGGUAAGGACAAUGUCAAGUUUUUAAAAGUAAAGAAGUCAAAGACUGAUCCAAAAGUUCAUGAAGUUAUGGAAUGUAACGUCCAAGUGUUAUUGAAGGGUGACUUUGAAGUUUCUUACACAGAGGCAGAUAACACUCCUAUUGUUCCAACUGACACUGUCAAGAACACCAUCUUAGUUCAUGCUAGAAAAUUUGAUACUUGGCCUAUUGAAAAGUUUGCUGCUAAUUUAGCAUUGCAUUUCACUGGCAAAUACGCUCAUGUUUCGGGUAUUACCGUCAAGAUCAUUCAAGAUCGUUGGAUAAAGUAUGACGUUGAUAACAAAGAGAGUUAUCACUCCUUCAUUCACCAGGGUCCAGAAAAGAAGAUUUGUUUCCUAGACUAUGACAAGAAGAACGGCAGCAGCAGUUAUACUUUAGUGACAUCUAUUAAGGAUCUAACCGUGUUGAAAUCUACCGGAUCAAUGUUCUACGGAUACAAUGUUUGUGAAUACACCACUUUGAAACCAACUACUGACAGAAUCUUGUCAACAGAUAUCUUUGCCUCAUUGACCUGGAAUUCAGCAAAACUUGGUUCUUUGGAAACCUUGGAAGCUGGUAAGAAGGAUGACAUUUUCAACCAAUACUAUGCAUCUGCUCGUGAUAUAACAUUGGACAUCUUCGCCAAAGAGAACUCUCCAUCCGUGCAAGCAACAAUGUACAAUAUGGCUACCGCUAUUUUGAAGGUGGCACCUGAAGUUGAGCACGUCAGUUACGAGUUGCCAAACAAACAUUACAUCUUGUUCGAUUUGAAAUGGUUUAAGGGCUUGGAUAACAACAAUGAAUUGUUCUACCCAUCUCCUGAUCCAAACGGGUUGAUCAAGUGCACCGUUGGCCGUAAUCAAGCCAAGCUAUAG